CACUCAAUCCAAACGGAGCGUAAACCACUGCGCUUCGUAAAGGUUUCGGGCGACAGAAGCUUCUUGACUCGCUGGGGGAGGUUUCUCUGUGUCAGCUACUUCUCUCUCUCUCUCUCUCUCUCUUUCUGGAAUUCUUGAAGAUGAGGCGUUCUUCGACCCGGAAAGGGCAAACCAAUUCUCCGGCAUCGAACAAUUCUUCAGCUGUGGAUCUUUUCCGCUCCGCUUCGGGUAAAGCCGCCACCAAAGAGUUGGAACGAAUCGACAACCUAUUCUACGCAUAUGCAAAUAAUUCAUCUGUUAUGAUUGAGCCUGAAGGAAUUGAGGCUCUUUGUUCAGAUCUAGAAGUUGACCAUACUGACGUCAGGAUAUUGAUGCUUGCCUGGAAGAUGCAAGCUGAAAAACAAGGAUACUUUACCCUGGAAGAGUGGCGAAGAGCCCUCAAAGCACUUCGGGUUGACACUGUAACCAAAUUAAAGAAGGCACUACCAGAGUUGGAGAAAGAGGUCAAAAGGCCGUCAAAUUUUGUGGAUUUCUAUUCUUAUGCAUUUCGAUACUGCUUAACAGAGGAAAAACAGAAGAGUAUUGACAUUGAGAGCAUCUGCCAAUUACUUGAUCUUGUUCUAGGGUCCCAAUUCCGUGCCCAAGUUGACUACUUUGUUGAGUACCUGAGGACACAAAUUGAUUACAAGGUCAUAAACAUGGACCAAUGGAUGGGUUUCUAUCGGUUUUGCAAUGAGAUAAGUUUUCCGGACCAUAGUAAUUAUGAUGCUGAACUUGCAUGGCCCUUAAUUCUGGACAACUUUGUUGAAUGGAUGAGAGCAAAGCAGAGAUAAACCAAGAACCGAUUGGUGGAUCGGUUCUCUGUCAUUAUCCAAGCUUAAAGAUUGUCUCAAACAACACACAUCAAAAGUGAAGCAAUCAAUUUUCUUUUGUUUUUUUUUUUCCCUUGAUUUUUGAUUGAAGGGAGGAGCUUUUCUUCUUUUCUGAAUAUACUCUUGUUAGAACCCACCCCCCUCACCGUUAGAAGUUAGUGAUGUGUUAUUGAUCUCUGUUUUGAUAAUGUCUCAGUACAUUUUAUUUGUCAUUAUUUAUGCAACUUGGUUUCAGUUUUA
Molecule: messenger RNA, 1112 nt
Organism: Camellia sinensis
Lineage: Eukaryota; Viridiplantae; Streptophyta; Magnoliopsida; Ericales; Theaceae
Biological process (GO): protein neddylation
Cellular component (GO): ubiquitin ligase complex
Molecular function (GO): cullin family protein binding; ubiquitin conjugating enzyme binding; ubiquitin-like protein binding
Source: RefSeq, a predicted model, not a curated record